AAACAUGAAUGCGCACGGACUCGUUUGUCCUCUCUCGACCACCGUACCUUCUGAAGGGUUCAGUCCAAGAUGGCGCUGCGCGGUGUCUGUGCUUCUGCCUGGAGAACUGGAGCAGAUUUAGGGGUCAAUAAUGCGAGGACAUUUGUCACAACAGCAUUCCUCUGCAGACAGAUACCUCCUUUGGGUCCUAUGCCCAAUGAGGAGAUAGAUGUCGAAAACCUGGAGUCAUUAGAGAAGUAUCGCAGCUAUAAUCGUUACCUCCGACAAGCUGAGGAGGCAAAGAACCAGCCUGCCUGGUGGAAGACCUACAGGAGCUACGUGGAAAAAGCUGAUCCUGAGCAUGGUGCGGAGAAAGUGGACAUUGGACUUCCGUACUGUCGACCCAACAGGACCAAAGAAGUGAGGGAGAGGAAGCAGGUGAUGAAGGACAACAAGAAGAAUGUUGAGCUGGAGAGGGCUGCUCGUCUGCGCACUUUUAAGAUCCCUCUGGAUCGAGUGCAGGAAAGCUGGGAGAAGAGCAGCGGUCCGUUUCAUAUAAAGAGACUGGCAGACCACUACGGGGUCUUCAGAGAUCUCUUCCCCAUGGCAUAUUUUCUACCUCAAGUCUCACUCCGCAUCUGCUAUAGCCAGGACAACGGUGGCCAAGUGCAUUAUGGGAAUCGGCUGACACCAACAGAAGCAGCGUCUGUCCCUCAAAUCAGCUUCGAAGCGGAGGAGGGCUCCCUGUGGACCCUCUUGCUCACCUGUCCAGAUGAGCAUCUUCUGGAUAAUGAGGCAGAAUACGUCCACUGGCUAGUAGGGAACAUACCGGGAGGAGCGGUGCAGGCCGGAGAGGAGCUGUGUCACUACCUGCCCCCCUUCCCUGCCAGAGGAACGGGCUUCCACCGCUACAUUUAUGUCCUCUUCAAGCAGGAGGGACCCGUCAACUUCCAGGAGGAUGUCAGGCCGUCACCAUGCCAUUCUCUGGUGGAUCGUUCAUUUAAGACGAUAGAUUUCUACAGGAAGCAACAGGAGCUCAUGACGCCUGCAGGCUUGGCCUUCUUCCAGUGCCAGUGGGAUGAAUCCGUCACCAACACCUUUCACACCACGCUCAACAUGAGGGAGCCAGUGUUUGAGUUCAUCCGGCCUCCAGUGUACCACCCUCCACAGGUCAAAUACCCUCAUCGACAGCCCCUACGCUACAUGGACAGAUACAGAGAUGGAGAGGAGCACACCUAUGGAAUAUAUUGAUCAUGAGAGACACACACACACACACACACACACAGAGUUGAGGAAACAGGUGCAUUUCCUUGCAGAUGUGUAGUCAUGCUUGGCAUAUUUAUGUUAAAGAAAUAAAAGCAUUUUUUCAACUGUUCUGUUU
Messenger RNA from Sebastes umbrosus (honeycomb rockfish), 1360 nucleotides. It is a transcript of the gene mrpl38, whose product is annotated as mitochondrial ribosomal protein L38. The transcript is spliced from 9 exons. Bases 70 to 1230 code for a protein of 386 amino acids. Gene Ontology annotation, cellular component: mitochondrial large ribosomal subunit. Lineage: Eukaryota; Metazoa; Chordata; Actinopteri; Perciformes; Sebastidae. The record is from RefSeq and is a predicted model, not a curated record.